AGAUGGAUCAGGAGAGAGCAAGCACACAGAGAGAUCCAAAGUUGACAACCAUGGGAUGCAGAUAGCCAACCAAUCACCAAACGAUCACUACGUGGAUCAGACAGAAAAAAGAGUCACAUCUGCGCUCGAUCAGCCAGGGUUCCAUUCCAAUUGGCACUACAAAUACCAUGAUUAAUUUCCCUCUCCCGGCCCAGUCACCACUCAAGUACUGAAGUACACAACGAUCUUCUUCUCACUCGCCAUGGCUUCCAAGAGCACAAUGCAUUCCCUUGUCCUCCUCAUGGGAUUGCUGCUGCUCUCAUGCAGCGGCACGAGCAGCGCGGCGCGGCUGCUGGAGGAGGUGGCGGCGCCCAAGGAGGAGUACCCGCACCCUGAAGUGCCAGAGCUGCCCAAGCCUGAGCUCCCGCCGCACCCUACGGUGCCGGAGUUUCCUAAGCCUGAGCUGCCGCCGCAUCCGGUCUUGCCGGAGCUGCCAAAGCCCGAGGUGCCCGUGCACCCCGCCGUGCCGGAGAAGUUGCCGAAGCCUGAGCUGCCGAAGCCCGAGGUGCCGGAGCACCCUGCUGCUGUGCCGGAGUUGCCAAAGCCUGAGCUGCCACCACAUCCCACUCCCACCGUGCCUGAGCUGCCCAAGCCCGAGGUGCCGGAGCACCCUGCUGCCGUGCCGGAGUUGCCAAAGCCCGAGCUUCCUCCUCACCCCACCGUCCCUGAGCUGCCGAAGCCUGAGGUGCCGGAGCACCCUGCUGCCGUGCCGGAGCUGCCGAAGCCUGAGAUGCCUGAGCACCCCACCGUGCCGGAGCUGCCACCUCUGGCUGAACCUGAGUUGCCAGUGCCACCAAAGGCCGAGAGCCACUACCCGGAGCCAGAGACCAAGCCGUGAUCGGCCGGCCUAUAUAUGCAUUAAUGAACAUUUGAUGUAUAAUGUGUGUACGUACGUAUGGUCUACACUUUGAUGUCUACCUGGGAUGUUGUUGGCCGCGCCGCCGGUGCCCCAUGAACACUACUCGCUAGGAGCGUCAUGUUUCCAGUAGAGUGUGUGUGUGUGUGUAUGUGUAUUUGCUUUGUAUGUAUGUGUAUUUGCUUUGUAUGUAUAUGUAUGUACUUUUGGUUAUAAUGCCUAUAUAUGCAGAGAGUAUAUCCAUGUAUCCACAAGUUUCAUUUAGAUUUAUUUAUCUUGGUGUUAUCAUGUCA
Sorghum bicolor (sorghum) is the source of this 1188-nucleotide messenger RNA. RefSeq names its product vegetative cell wall protein gp1. The transcript has a single exon. Lineage: Eukaryota; Viridiplantae; Streptophyta; Magnoliopsida; Poales; Poaceae. Bases 242 to 877 code for a protein of 211 amino acids. The record is from RefSeq and is a predicted model, not a curated record.